AUGGGUCGGUCAAUUACAGAAAUCAGUACAACGUCUAUCGAGUUGGUCGGGCGCUUGUCAUUCGUCGCGCAAGUGCUGCAAAGCGGCGAUACUGCACUCAUCACCAAGACCAUCCGCGAGAUCCCCCGCUACGCGACCAAAGCCGGCAUCACUUCCCUAAACGAUGCCAAGGCGAUUCUCCUCGGCGGCUCUUCCAUUUUACAUUUGGCUGUGCGCUGCGCCGAAGUCCCGGUUAUAGAGUUUGUCAUCUCACACGGGCCCAGCUACGUCGACAUCAAGGCUCGCGACGGCAACGGUCACACGCCACUUGAUCUCGCCGUCAGGGGGAGACGCCGCUCAGUGGUGCAGCUAUUGCGGCCAAGAAUGGCGCUCAGAAUCUGA
Messenger RNA from Pestalotiopsis fici W106-1, 381 nucleotides. RefSeq lists its product as uncharacterized. The record is from RefSeq and is a predicted model, not a curated record. The coding region runs from base 1 to 381 and encodes 126 amino acids. Gene Ontology annotation, molecular function: protein binding. Lineage: Eukaryota; Fungi; Ascomycota; Sordariomycetes; Amphisphaeriales; Sporocadaceae. The transcript has a single exon.